Chrysochloris asiatica (Cape golden mole) is the source of this 1113-nucleotide messenger RNA. RefSeq names its product platelet derived growth factor D (gene PDGFD). The record is from RefSeq and is a predicted model, not a curated record. Gene Ontology annotation, biological process: positive regulation of ERK1 and ERK2 cascade; positive regulation of phosphatidylinositol 3-kinase/protein kinase B signal transduction; positive regulation of cell migration. Gene Ontology annotation, cellular component: membrane. NCBI's taxonomy places the organism in Eukaryota, Metazoa, Chordata, Mammalia, Afrosoricida, Chrysochloridae. Gene Ontology annotation, molecular function: platelet-derived growth factor receptor binding; growth factor activity. Bases 1 to 1113 code for a protein of 370 amino acids. The transcript is spliced from 7 exons.
AUGCACCGGCUCAUCCUCAUCUACAUUCUGGUCUGCGUAAACUUUUGCAGCUAUUGGGACACUUUUGCAACUCCGCAGGGCUCAUCCGUCAAAGCGUCGCGCGUAUCUAACCUCAAUGAAGAUGAGAGCAAUCACCUCACAGACUUGUACCGAAGAGACAAUACCAUCGAGGUGAAGGGAAAUGGCCACCUGCAAAGUCCUCGAUUCCCAAACAAAUACCCUCGGAACGUGCUUUUCACAUGGAGACUCUAUUCACCAGAGCAAACAAGGAUACAGCUGGCAUUUGACAAUCAGUUUGGACUGGAGGAAGCAGAAAAUGGUAUCUGUAGAUAUGACUUUGUGGAAAUUGAAGAUAUAUCUGAAACCAGUACUGUUAUUAGAGGACGAUGGUGUGGACAGAACGAAGUUCCUCCAAGGAUAACAUCAAAAACAAACCAAAUUAAGAUAACCUUCAAGUCUGAUAAUUACUUUGUGGCUAAACCGGGAUUCAAGAUUUACUACUCUUUUGUGGAUGAUUUCCAACCCGAUGCAGCCUCAGAGACUAACAAGAAGUCAGUCACAAGCUCCGUCUCAGGGACAUCCUAUCACUCUCCAUCAGUAACGGAUCCCACUCUUACUGCGAAAGAUCUGGACAAAAUAAUUGCAGCAUUUGAUACCGUGGAGGAUGUACUCAAGCACUUUUAUCCAGAUUCCUGGCAGGAAGAUCUUAAGAAACUGUAUUUGGACAACCCAUAUUAUCGAGGCAGAACAUACUAUGAAAGGAAGUCAAAAGUUAACCUGGACAGGAUGAAUGACGAUGCCAAGAGGUACAGUUGCACUCCCCGGAACUACUCGGUCAAUAUAAGGAGAGAGCUGAAGCUGACCAACUUGGUCGUUUUUCCACGUUGCCUCCUUGUGCAGCGCUGUGGAGGCAAUUGUGGCUGUGGAACUGUCCACUGGAAGUCCUGUAGGUGCACUGCAGGGAAAACUGUGAAAAAGUAUUACGAGGUAUUAAAGCUUGAGCCAGCCUCUUUGAAGAAGAAUAGCAGAACUAAGAGCAUGGCUCUCAUUGACAUCCAGUUGGAUCACCAUGAGAAGUGUGAUUGUGUCUGCGGCUCAAGACCACCUCGAUAA